Messenger RNA from Soboliphyme baturini, 510 nucleotides. The record is from the annotation of a GenBank genome assembly. Lineage: Eukaryota; Metazoa; Nematoda; Enoplea; Dioctophymatida; Soboliphymatidae.
AUGGGUGAGCUGCAACUGCGCUACAGCUACUGUUUUUCGUCUGUUCAAGGCCUGUUGAAACUGCUGCAGAUUGUAAGUAGUUCUGGAGUGCGUGCCGAAUACCAUUCUAAUAAAAGACACACUUCUGACAUGUCAGUUGAACGUUUCCAUGUUCAGAUAUUUUCGUCGGUCAUUCUCGGUCUGCUGCUGUGGGAAACCGUCAUUCGAACGGAUCGCGCCUACUACGCAUAUCGAUAUCUGUACGAAGGCGAGCAAUAUACGGUGUUCGUUGCGUCGUUUGCUUUGUGUGUCAUCAGCCUGUUCUUGAUUUUGUUCUUUUUCAACUGCCAUCAAGGACCACUUGCCGCUUGUCGCUGCUUUAACCUGGCACAGUUCACCUACUUUCUGCUAUUUUUGAUGUGGAUCGCUGCCGCCGGAGUAGAAGUUUGGGUGACGACCAGAUUCAAAGGGUAUUACGGGGAGCAGAGCGAACUGUACGGACGUCGGGCAGCAGCCGCGGUAAAUUAUUGA